This is a messenger RNA of Cucurbita pepo subsp. pepo (vegetable marrow), 789 nucleotides long. RefSeq names its product Late embryogenesis abundant (LEA) hydroxyproline-rich glycoprotein family. Gene Ontology annotation, biological process: defense response to other organism. Gene Ontology annotation, cellular component: plasma membrane. The record is from RefSeq and is a predicted model, not a curated record. NCBI's taxonomy places the organism in Eukaryota, Viridiplantae, Streptophyta, Magnoliopsida, Cucurbitales, Cucurbitaceae.
UCUUCAUCUUCAUCUUCAUCUUCAUCUCUCCUUCCAAUUUGAACAAUGACUGAUAACAAUCAUGUCGCCAUUCAACUCGAUCGAGUUCCAAGCACUGACAAAGGAGCCCGUCGCGUCGCCUUCUCCGAUUCCCUCCCCAAACACCGCUCCACAUCCCUCCGCGCCACCAAAUUCGUCUUCUCCCAUCUGCUCGCCUUCUGCGCUUGGAUUUGCCUGGCCGUGUUCGGAAUCGCCAUCACUCUUCUCAUCCUCGGCGUAAUCUUCGUGUCAUUCCUCCAAUCCGGUUUGCCUGAAAUCACCGUCAAAAUGCUCGAUCUCUCCAAAAUCCAGAUUCAAAACUCCACAAAUCAAAAUGUCGCCGUCCUAAACACAAAGGUACGUAUGGCGAUCGAUAUAAAGAACAAGAACGAGAAAUUGGAGUUGAGUUAUAGCGAUCUUAAUAUGAAAUUAGUAUCAGAAAACAUCGAAUUAGGCAGGAAUGUGAUACCUAGUUUCUCUCAAGAACCUGGAAACACUACAUCGUUAAAUGUAACGCUGAAUGUGGAUCGAGAUUCAAUAGAUCGAGACAGUAUAUCGCUGCUUGAAGAUGACAGAAAAAAGGCUCAAGUGGUUGUGAAGAUCACGAUGGUUGGUUCGGUUGGAUUUCAUCUUGGGAUAUUCAAGCUCAACAAGGUGCCGAUCCAUGUGACCUGUAAUUUUCAGCAAUAUCUUCUUCUUUAUCGCGUCAAGGAGCCGCCGUGUAGUAUUACAAUGUUUCCUACCAGGUGAUUGAACACGAAACAGCUAUGA